UGUUGAUUGCCAUCGCUGCUGACGUUUCCGGCGUCUACGGGUAUGAAGUCAUGGACAUUCUACUUUACCAGCAUCCGACGCCGUGCUGGAUUAGCAACAGGGUCAAGAAUAAACUAGCCUGGUACUUGCUGACCGUGGAGGGCUGGGUCAUGGCAGCUUUCGUCACAGUGUCCCUGGCCUACCUCUCGGUGACCUGGGCCAUCAUCAGACAGGUACGGGAACAUUUUCUUUUUAAAAAAAUCUUAUGUUUAGUAACCUCGGAUCUGAAGGUAAUAUCAAAGCAAGAAGGGGUCUCUAAAGACUUUCUAUUAUGUUCACCUGGAUUGUGUGUUCGUGUGUGUCUGUGUUUGUGUGUGUCUAUAUUUGUGUGUGUCUGGGUUUGUGUGUGUCUUUGUGUGGGGAGCUGCAGAGGUGUGUGGGUGAUUGGCAUGUUGGUGGGUGGGUCGGUUGUGGAUUAGGGAUAAGGGGGGGGGGUUGCAGAAAAGAAAGAAAGAAAAUGGGGUUAUAAUGUAAAUUUCCUUUCAAAUGAAUGUGCAGGAAUAAUUCAAACAAGUUCUUCUCAUCAUUUAUCACGUAAAAGGAUAUUAUUCUACUUCAUUAAACACUGAUUUCAAAAUUAAGUAAGAUCUCUUUAAAAAAAAAAUUAUUAUUUUCUUUCCUCUUAUGUGAUGUGUUGAUUGAUUUUUUUUUCUUUGUUCGCAGAGAAAUAAAGGAAAAGUUGUAACUGGGGAAAACGUUAUAGAGGAGCUGGCGUUACGAACAGCCAAUCAGCAACUUCGCUUCAUUCCGGUAAUAUACGUAUGUACGAGAAUUUGGGGUACAGGCUAUUUUCUGUUUACACGGUACCCGGAAAACAGUCAUCUCAGGGCUUCUGAUUGGUUGCUGAUCUUAAAGGUAAUGGCAGCCAGUGUUUAAAUAAGGGGAAACAAUUCAUUACAAUGAAAAUUUGCGACACUUUUAUACAUUACCCUUAAAAUUAUUUUUUUGUAAUGCCAAACUUCUCCAGUUUACUUCGCCUUCAAGUAGUUAUAAGAGAAUCAAUCCUCAGUAUUGACAAUGGCUAUCUUUUAUAAAAAAACAAAACUUUUUUUAUAGUGAAAUGUAUUUGUUCAGCCGUUGGUCUGCCAUCUCUGAACAGUUUUCUUGCUUUAAUCUUUACUUGAUCAAUGUGUGAUUCAGAAAAUAGAAGACAACUCGAAAGACAAAUACUUAAAAAAAAAAAAAAAAAAAAAAAAAAAAAAAAAAAAAAAAAAAAAAAAAAAAAAAAAAAGCUGAUAUCCUAAUGACAGGGAUAUUAUUUUCGCUCUCAGAACAACGAAUAUUACUUACAUUAGCUCAGUAUCACUUAUUGCCAAGUAGGCCUAUACAACACAUGCAAUGCGAGCGUAGGGUCUCUCAUACUCAUGCAAAAACCGGUAAUUUUAAUAUCAGAAAAAAAAUUCCCACGAAAUCUUUCCAUCCCGAUAAAUCCCGGCUAAAAACUUUAAGAAAAUUAAUUUUCUUGCUUUAAAAUUUCAGCAAGUCACAGAUUGUCACAAAUUGUUGUUAUAGACCAGGAUAUUUACCCAGUUGCGUCUAUUCGCCCCUCCUGAGUGGUGGAAGCAAAAAUUCCAUGUCCUUACCCUGGACCUUGGUGCAGAGGCGUAGCGAUGAGGGGCAGGGGGGGACAGAUGUCCCAGGGCGCAAGCUAGUUAGGGGCGCCAAAUUGUGCUUUUAUAUUAUAUUAUUGGUAAAAAUAAUGGGUUUUAGAGUUGAAAAAAAGAAAAGGGGGUGCUUUAAAAUGGAUCUUGUCCCCGGGCGCCAAACACCCUCGCUACGCCACUGCCUUGGUCCAUUCCGGCACUUGUGCAUGGUAUUAAAUUCGAGAGUUCAUUUAAGUACAUUAGCCAUACAAAAAGGAACAAUUUAAAAAUUGUUAUAACAUUGUUGACCAUUCAAUGAAGAUAUUACGGAACCCUGUUGACCCCCCCCCUCUAUUUUUACUAAUUGUUUUUAAGGGGUUUGGGUGUUGUUUUUUAAAACUAUUGUAUGGGAUCACGUGAGGCGUGUUUUGGGGGGGGGGGUGUUUGAUAAAGCUCCACUGUUAAUCUUGUUAAAAAUAUUGUUAUGGAACCCGACCCCCCCCCUCCCCCAAACACACACACUAUUUAUUUUUGGUAGUUGCAGCUGUUCGUUUAGCUCUAGAAAAUAAAUACGUCACAAAUGACGUCAUAAGCCCAAUGGACUAAGUUAAGUCACGGCGCUAAAUAUUAGGCCCCCCUACUGUUGCGAUAACUAUCGGUUUAUUUUUUGAAAACAUGGAGCAAGAGUUAUACAGUACAGUCCAUAUGAAAAAAAAAUAUUUGUGAUGAUAUUUAUAACAGUUAUGAAAAUAAAAAGAGAUAUUAGAGACUAUCAGAAUUUACAAAUACUUACUGCAGCAUUUGUGCAUAAAUUUAAAUACACUCUCCCUGGUGCCACCCCCCCCCACCCGUGCCAUACGACUCGUACGUAAAAUCUCCGAACUCAACAACCUCGCUCCCCCCCCCCAAAAAACUCCGAACCCAACAACCCCGCGCCCCCCCCCCCCAACUAAGUGCAUACGUGCUUUAUGGAUGGCAACUUAUAUUAAAUUCAGAUCAAAACUGAUGUGAUGAACUUGGUCCAGCGAUACGACAUUUUUUUUUUGUUUAAAUGUACCCUUUGGGGGUUGGGCCCUUAAAAAGGCGUGGGGCCCCUUGACCAUGUGUCUUAGUGUGCCUUUAAUUUACUCCAUCACUGUCUCUGGUUCAGUGCAACAGACCACUAAGCAUUACUCUUAAAAUGCAUCAUUCUUUCAGAAAUCUGGAGUCUAUGUCCUUUGUGCGGGGGAAAAAAAAAUUUGAACAGCCUUGAUAAAAUCGCAUUCCAACUAAAGCGAUACUGAAAAUGUGGCAGGAAGCUUCUUAACAACUUUUUAACACUGAAGGAUAAUGCAAAGAAAUGUUAUUUACAAUGUUCCAAAAAAUGUUUAAGUAAGAUUUAUUGAAUUUCGGCUUAUCAUUUUAAAGUUGAAUUAUCUUCUCUACAACACAAGCCGCUUCAGUAUUUCGACAUGGAAUUAUCAUCCUCGGAUUUCAAGACAAGAAGAUAAUAAAAUCGCUUACAACUAUAUAUUUAUAUUGCAUGUUCAUAUAUACUUGCAGAUAAUCAUCUUGUAGCAACUCUUCCUGUUCUAGUUCAAAAUUGCGUAAAAUUUGCUUUUUAGCACAAAGUUAUAAUUAAAAUAUUAAUAUUAAUUUCGCAUUUGUUCGAGGCUGGCUGGCAAAAUCUUCGGACGGCUAAUCGACCCACUUUCCGUUCAACCUUUCGAGCUGUACUUGGCACAUAGACUCGUUGCCGGAGACAACAUAUUAUUUCAAAUUUUAAACCAAAAAAAAGGGGUUAAAGGAAAAUGACAAAACGUGUUUUCCCCAUGGUGACCAUCUCUGGUCAGUUCAUUGCCUGCAUCCACCCAUCCUUCCACUCAGACCAUCCAUCCAUCCCUGUGACGGUACAGCCCAAUGGAGGGCUUUGGCCUGCCUCACCACAUCCUUCCACGCACCCACUUAUGUAGACUAACUUUGGAUUGUGGUGAGGUGCGGCAAGAGUAUAAAAAAAUGGAAAGAGAUGUUGGAAGAAACAUUGACCCUUCAGGAACACUGUCCAUCCUCCGCCAUCCCCCCCCCCCCAACAAAAAAAAUAAAAUAAAUAACAUAAAUUGUUGGACUCCAGAUAUAAUAGUAGCUGGUAAAUGCAGAGAGUCCAAACUGUAUCUGUGUGAUCCUCACAGGAAGUAGACUUUAAAACCGUAAAUAACAAUACUAAUAGAUAGACCAAGUCAUGCAUUGUCUAAUCCAGGUAUCGGGUUGUAACUUGAAUGAGUAAUUGGUCUAAGUUAUAGUCCAUUUUGCACCAGCAUUGAUAUCAAACGCGACUUCUGUCAAUCACCGACUCACGUGACUUUGGUUUCGAUCACUCUCAAGAAACUGGCCCAUAGUAUAGAAUAACAUAAAUAUGUCUUGUAUUUCAGGCCUUCGGUGACAACAGUCAAGGCCUCGCCAACGCCAUCUUCUUCUGCCUGGCCACCCAGCAGAUCAGGUCCAUCAUGCACAAAAAACUCAAAACCUGCUGCGCGUGUUUCUCCGGCUGGUGUCGCCGGCACAAGAUCAUCGGCCCAGAGAGGUGGACCGCCGUCUCCUCCAUCGUCAGGAUGAGGAAAGGUCAGCUCCCGAACAGAAGAUCCAGAAACUUGGAUGAGAGUGAUUUGGAUUUGUCGGGAAUCUCGCUGGAGCUCCCGCCACCGGGCGGGGAUUGUGUGGACAAUGGCAAUGAGGAUGACGUCAUUUUUGAAAGAUGAGGCUUUCGGACAUGUUUUUUUUUUAAAAAUCCGUUUUUAACAAAAUAUAUCAGUAAGCUUAUUCCUGGGAACCCGGAGCUUAACCUGAGUUGUAUCUAAGUUGGGUAAAACUAGUAGAAGAGUAAUUUUUUUUUUUUUUUUUUUUUUUUUGGGGGGGGGGGGGGUGUUAAUAAAAAGUGUACCCAUGUAUGAGUACAGUACAUGCACUAUUUGUCAUGUGUUUCAAUGUUCCUUUUAGUUAUAUUUAUCUAUCAUAAUUUAUUUAUUUUUUUCUGUUAUAAAUGUAUUUCUUGAGUCUUGUCUAAAUGCAAUUCAUGAAUUCAGACUAGACAACAAAAAAAAAGGGUGGUGUUUUUAAUAUAGAUUUUAAAAAUUUCAGUGUGACAAAAAUGACUAGCCUCAUUUGUCAGAAUCUUUUUUUUAGGAGUGGUAAAAAGUCACACAACCUCUCCCGGAGAAAUACAAGUGGGCAAAUGGACAUCUAAACGUCACCAGAUGAAUUAUGUUG
Molecule: messenger RNA, 4865 nt
Organism: Lymnaea stagnalis (great pond snail)
Lineage: Eukaryota; Metazoa; Mollusca; Gastropoda; Lymnaeidae
Source: the annotation of a GenBank genome assembly